GGUUUUUGGGGAGUUUGGGGCUGGUGCUGGACAGAACCAUGUCUGCGGUUUGGCAGGGGAUGGCUGGGAAACAAAUGUGGCUGAAAGAAAGUUUCGCAGCGAGGUUCAGUGAAAGGCAUGCGUAGAAUGCGGCUGCGGUCUUACAGCACAGAGAGAGAGAGAAAGAGAGAGAGACGGAGAGAGAGGGAGAUAGGAGAGAGCAAAUGAAAGACAGAUACAGAGAGGACAAACCUGGUGAUUUAUUCCAUGUUUCUAUUUUAUUCCAACAACACUUUAUGUUGCACCAUUGAAGCUCACUGUUAUUUGGAUUUGAGCUGAAGGGAUUCAUUCCACUGAGGCAGACAGAAAGCGAGCGAGCGAGCGAUAUGAGAAGCGAAGACAGGUCAUUGGGAGUGAAGAGGUGGAGUUGUCUGCAGUGGAGGAGGACAUAGUGGGGAGAGCCAGGGACUGUGGAGAGAAGCUGCUGGCCUUUUGCUGUGUCCAGUGAACAGGAUGGCCCAGCACAAAGUCAGUCUCCCAGCUAAGCUGAUCAAUGGGGGUGUGGCAGGGCUGGUGGGAGUGACCUGCGUGUUUCCCAUUGAUCUGGCUAAGACCCGCCUACAGAAUCAGCAGGGAGCUCGAGUCUACAGUGGGAUGCUGGACUGCUUGACACAGACUGUGAAGAGGGAAGGCUACUUUGGAAUGUAUCGAGGGGCAGCAGUGAACCUCACUCUUGUAACUCCAGAGAAAGCCAUCAAACUUGCUGCAAAUGAUGUCUUCCGACAGAACCUCUCCAGGGACGGGCAUUUACCCCUGUGGGGGGAGGUCCUGGCAGGCUGUGGGGCGGGAACUUGCCAGGUGGUGGUGACCACGCCCAUGGAGAUGCUGAAGAUCCAGCUGCAGGAUGCCGGGAGGCUGGCUGUACAGAGGUCAAUGGCUGUGCCUGCUCCUGCCCCCUCGCUGGCAGCUGGCCCCCCACCCCCUGGUCAACCUACCCCUCCACCUCGACCUUCUGCCACCAGAAUCACCCUAGAGCUACUAAGGACCCGUGGACUGACUGGACUAUACAGAGGAGCUGGGGCCACAUUGCUCAGGGACGUCCCCUUCUCCAUGAUCUACUUCCCGCUGUUUGCCAACCUGAACGCGCUGGGCCGGGGGGAGCGCGGUUGCCAGGGCAACGCUCAAGAGCGGGCCCCCUUCCUGCAGUCCUUUGUGGCUGGCUGCGCAGCCGGAUCGGUGGCUGCAGUCGCCGUUACUCCGUUGGACGUGAUAAAGACACGGCUGCAGACGCUGCGGAAGGGUGUGGGGGAGGACUCAUACCGUGGCAUUGUUGACUGCACACGCCGUAUCCUGAGUCGGGAGGGCCCAUCUGCGUUCCUGAAGGGGGCAGCGUGUCGCGCUCUGGUCAUCGCCCCUCUCUUCGGCAUCGCACAGGGGAUCUACUUCCUGGGUGUGGGGGAGUGGGUGCUAGGGCUGCUGGGAUAGCAGCUGGCAGAGUUCCUUUUUUCAUGUGCAAACCACCUGCUCCGUUCUGCAGUGAAGCGAGAGUAGGGCCCUGGUCAUUUAUCAGAGUAGAGUGUAAGUGCCGCGAGAGAAAGUGAGAGAGAGAGAGAGAGAGAGAGAGAGAGAGAGAGAGAGAGAGAGAGAGAGUAUUAGAGUGGAGGAGUAUGACUGCCAACAUUUGUCCCAACAUUGAACACUAAUGGUGCUCUCAUAAUUUCUUAAAGCGGAUAUCCAGAGAGGGUUCAGUAGCUGUAUGAGUCUAAACUGUCUAGUGUUCAUGCCCCACUCCACGACAAGUUGUGCAGCAUCAGAGAAAGAAGCUUGUCCAGGUCUGUUGAGCAUGUUAACUCUCUCAGAUUUCUAUAUUUAUUCCUAAACAACACAUAACACGGUAUAUUUUAUUUUUUUCACAUAACACAGUACAUGCACAUGUUCUGAUGACAUGACCUCGCUGUGCGCGGAGUGCUUUCCAGUGCUGCAGAGAGUGUACACGCUGUGCCAAUCACUUUCAGUGCCAAUCUCUUGGCAAACUGAGAGUUAACCUAUUUUCUCAUUUAAAACAAGUAUUUGUUGAACACCGCCACUUGAUUUCUGGAUUGUAAUGUUAUCGUCUGUCGAAGUAUGACAUAAAAAGGGAAGUGUCUGCUGUGCGCCACCAUCGCUGUCCGUUACUGUUGGCGAUGAUGCCGACGCACUCUUCACGGUACUGUAAAGAGAUUCUCCCCUGGUAACUGCCCUCUCCCAUCUUGGAGUCCGGUCUCUUAACUGUGCUCCUUGAGUGGGAGGCACUAACUGGGUAUGACAGGGUCUUCUGAUAAUCUUCUCCUAAAUCCGUAAUCCGCGGCUCUCUGCUGUAAACUUAGCUCGCUGCUCCCCGCCUUCAGCGCGUGCCGUCGGGCUACGCCGCUACCUGCCGCUACCCGUCAUCGGUGUAGCGCUGGACGAGGGGAGAACCCAGUCCUCAAGACGGUGGCAGGGUUUCCAUUAGCUUGAUUAUUUUUUAAUGCUUAUUUUACGGUUUGUAUGCACAAUAUGUAUAAUAUGAAACUAUAUAUAAUGUAAAAGGAAUAAAUGCAAUGAAGCCCUGCA
Molecule: messenger RNA, 2571 nt
Organism: Anguilla anguilla (European eel)
Lineage: Eukaryota; Metazoa; Chordata; Actinopteri; Anguilliformes; Anguillidae
Gene: slc25a18
Product: solute carrier family 25 member 18
Exons: 10
Coding region: 493-1464 (323 amino acids)
Biological process (GO): L-glutamate transmembrane transport; aspartate transmembrane transport; malate-aspartate shuttle
Molecular function (GO): L-glutamate transmembrane transporter activity; L-aspartate transmembrane transporter activity
Source: RefSeq, a predicted model, not a curated record